Messenger RNA from Phaethon lepturus (White-tailed tropicbird), 207 nucleotides. It is a transcript of the gene MCRIP1, whose product is annotated as family with sequence similarity 195, member B. The record is from RefSeq and is a predicted model, not a curated record. The annotation marks the transcript as partial. NCBI's taxonomy places the organism in Eukaryota, Metazoa, Chordata, Aves, Phaethontiformes, Phaethontidae. The transcript is spliced from 3 exons.
UUCACCCCAGCCCACGAGGAGAAUGUGCGCUUCAUCUACGAGGCCUGGCAGUGUGUGGAGCGUGACCUGCGCAGCCAGAUGGGCUCUGAGCGCGGCCUGGUAGAAGAGUACGUGGAGAAGAUGCCGAAUCCUAGCCUCAAAGCGUUUAAACCUGUCGACCUGGGUGAUCUGAAGAGGAGGAACACACAGGAUGCAAAGAAGUCCUAA